CCGCCGCCUCCGCCGAGCCGUCUCUUGGCCUUUGUGUCCCGGCCGAGCGCCCUCCCUGCCGCCCCGCGCCCGGCACCCUGGAGCCGCACGGGAGCCGGCUGUCCGAGCUGCGUCCGGCGCGGCGCCCCGGAGCCCCGAGCCCGCCGCGCCGCCGCGCCCCUCGCGUGCGCUGCCGCCCCGCGCUCUGAGGGCCCCGAGGGGAGCGCCACCGGCCUCGGCGCCCGCUGGAGCUGCUCGGCGCGCCCCGGAGCUGCCUGCAGUCUCUCCCUUGUCUGCCCAGAGGAUUGGGGCUCCCGGCCCGCACCUUGUUCCUCCGACGCCAGGAGUGCGCGGAGCUGGGAGCGGCUUGGCCAUGGCCGUGAGGAGGGACUCCGUGUGGAAGUACUGCUGGGGAGUUUUGAUGGUUUUAUGCAGAACUGCGAUUUCCAGAUCGAUAGUUUUAGAGCCCAUCUAUUGGAAUUCCUCGAACUCCAAAUUUCUACCCGGACAAGGACUGGUACUGUACCCACAGAUAGGAGACAAAUUGGAUAUUAUUUGCCCCAAAGUGGACUCUAAAACUGUUGGCCAGUAUGAAUAUUAUAAAGUUUAUAUGGUGGAUAAAGACCAAGCAGACAGAUGCACUAUUAAGAAGGAAAAUACCCCUCUCCUCAACUGUGCCAGACCAGAUCAAGAUGUAAAAUUCACUAUCAAGUUCCAAGAAUUCAGCCCUAACCUCUGGGGUCUAGAAUUUCAGAAGAACAGAGAUUAUUACAUUAUAUCUACAUCAAAUGGGUCUUUGGAGGGCCUGGAUAACCAGGAGGGAGGGGUGUGCCAGACAAGAGCCAUGAAGAUCCUCAUGAAAGUUGGACAAGAUGCGAGUUCCGCUGGGUCAACCAGGCAUAAUGAUCCAACAAGACGGCCAGAACUUGAAGCUGGUACAAAUGGAAGAAGUUCAACAACAAGUCCUUUUGUCAAACCAAAUCCAGGUUCCAGCACAGACGGCAACAGCGCCGGACAUUCUGGGAACAAUAUCCUCGGUUCCGAAGUGGCCUUAUUCGCAGGGAUUGCUUCAGGAUGCAUCAUCUUCAUCGUCAUCAUCAUCACGCUGGUGGUCUUGCUGCUCAAGUACCGCAGACGGCACCGCAAGCACUCGCCGCAGCACACGGCCACGCUGUCGCUCAGCACGCUGGCCACGCCCAAGCGCGGCGGCAACAACAACGGCUCGGAGCCCAGCGACAUCAUCAUUCCGCUGAGGACUGCGGACAGUGUCUUCUGUCCUCACUACGAGAAGGUCAGCGGGGACUACGGGCAUCCCGUGUACAUAGUCCAGGAGAUGCCGCCGCAGAGCCCGGCGAACAUUUACUACAAGGUCUGAGCCUCGGCGGUGCCUUCGCUUUCCCGGAGGAAACUUACUGUCCUGCUGCCGCCCGCGGAGGGUCCGAGGCCCCCUGUGUCUGCGACGGACUGACGCACAGCGGGGAGAGGGGACACUCCUGCUCGGGAGAGCCCUGUGGAGUCGGACAGCUUACUAGUCUGUAGCGUUUCGGCCGCGGUGACGAAGGAUGCGCCCCGGCAGCUGGAAGACUCGCGCAGAAGAUGCGCGUGGGGACCGCGCGCGCCCCGCCCCUCUCCUCUUUCGGGUACCACGGGCGUUCGGGCCUCCGCAGGAGCCGAGGGGAGACAGAGCGGUCGGUGGGCGGGAGCGAGAGCUGGGAGCAUCCCGGGCAGGUGUCCCAGGUGCCCCAGGCCGCUGGGCCUGGAAAGGCCGUCCUCUGCCUCGGGCGUGGCCCUUCCCCCCCCCCCCCCCACCCGAGCUGCACCCCGGACUUGUCUUGUCGCACAGACUCUGGCUGCGUGAGGCUUUCGGAGAGCGCUAGCUUUUAGUCCUCACUGUUGCACACACUCCUGUCAUCCAGGGCUCUGCAGGCCUUCACAUGAGAUUUCUUCUCACGCCACACUGCGUAUCACUAAUGAGACAUUAACGUUUGGCGUCUCCUGCUUCAUCCGUUUGCAACAGCUACCGCCGAAUGGGCGAUACAAGGAUAGAAAUUGCGUUUGCUAAUAAGGAGCCUUCCAGCCAGAUACUAGGCUGUCAGCCCGGGAAGAUGAGGAGCUCACGGAAGGGAGGGCCGGGGGGAAAGGCCGUCUGCAAAGGCAGUUCAGCGCUGCCACCUCUGAAACAGAGUUGGGAGGGAAAACUCCAAUUAGAUAGCACAGCACUUUGGUUUUGCUAAGAUUUUAAGAGGCAAGUAGGAGACACAACGACACACACAGUAGAUUAGGGUGCAUUUGAAGGAAUUCACUCUUAUCAAAGAGCAAUGCACAGGAAAAAAAGAAAAAGAAAUAGUCCCUCUAUGCUGGGUGGAACAAAGGGGCAUUGUUGGUAGAGGGCCAGGCUUGGAGGGAUGGAUGGACACCGGCAGGACUGUCGUGGUACUGGCAAUAGGAUGUACAGUGGUGAAGCUGUAGGAAAGUCUUCGGUCUGCUUUGGGUGAUGUUUAAGGCAGACUCAGCUGCUAUACUUAUCACAUUUUAUUCAACACAGGGAGAGCAUUUAGGAGAUUAGCAGAGAGCCAAAUCUGACCAAGAAGUUUAAAAGCCAAAGGUCACACAGGCUGUAAUUCCAUCAUCAUUGACGUUAUUAAGGCAUUCUCAUAUAUAAAAGGUAGGUCAGACUCCCCAGUCCCCCCAGCGCCCCUUCCCCGCCGCUCCCCUCCCCAUUGCGCCUUACGACACUUUGGUUUAUGGCGGUGCUGUCCCGGCCCUCGGGGCCGAGGGGUAGGUACUGAGCGAGGCCACAGCUCGGGGCCCUGUAUCAAGGUGAGGCACACAUGGCAAACCUCUUAGAGUCCUGAGGACCGAAAUAAAUUAUCAUGUCGAGGGGGAGAAAGAAGGUAGGAUGUAUUUAUAAUAGGUAUAUAGAACACAAGGGAUAUAAAGUGAAAGAUUUUUACUAAUAUAUAUUUUAAGAUUGCACACAAUCCACACCGGAAGAUGGGAAAUUCAUUUGUAGCGAUUAAGUGGUCCCAAUGCUCCGUGCUUUAAAAAAAAAAAAAAAAAAAGGACAGCUACUUCUGGGAAAAACAACAUCACUCCAAAAAUAACAAUAAUGGGAGCAAACACAAAAAUAACCCAGUCCUCUGAAGGCAUCUUGCGUCACCGUAGAUUAGGAAAUGCAAGCCCCAAAUACCAGGAAAUCGGUGUUACUGCAUCGUUUUCAACAAUGACAAGAUGUGCCGGCAUUUAUUUUCUGUGCUGUGUUUUCCCUUGCCCUAUGGGCUGAAGUGUUCGCUAGAAUCCACCGGGUCACAUCGAGGGGGUUUCAGCUGAAAGUUCAGCCUGACCCCCUUCCUUCCUCUCUCCCCCUCCCCUCUCCCCCUCCCUUCUGGGAAAAGAAGUGAGUAAACAGGAAACCUACUUUUUAUGUGCUAUGCAAAAUAGACAUCUUUAACAUAGUCCUGUUACUAUGGUAACACUUUGCUUUCUGAAUUGGGAGAAAAGAAAAAUGUAGCAACAGCAUUUUAAGGUUCUCAAACCUCCAGUGAAUACCUGCAAAAAUGAGUUGUCACAGAAAUUCUUCUCUAUUUCCUGAACCUGAAAAUGAUGUUGGUCCAAAGUGCGUGUGUGUAUGCGUGAGUGGGUGUGUGGUAUACAUGUGUAUAUAUAUGUAUAAUAUAUAUCUACAAUAUAUAUUAUAUAUAUCUAUAUCAUAUUUCUGUGGAAGGUUGCCAUGGUGAUCAGCCACAGUACAUAUGUAAUUCUUUCCAUCACCCUAACCUCUCCUGUACGUGCAUUCAUACAAGAUUUUCUUGUAAGCCAUCAAAAAUUACCUUUAGGAUGGGGGAGAGGGGCAAGAAGGGGAAAUAUGGGAAAUAGUCUGAUUUUAAUGAAAUCAAAGGUGUGUAUCAUCGGUUGGCUACAUUUUUGGGUAUAUGCUAAACUGUGAAAAAUCAGAUGAAUUGUUGAAGAGUUACCUGCAAGCAAUUGACCAGUGUUCUGUGCGUCUGUUUUGUGUGUGGUGCAGAAUAUGACAAUCUACCAACUGUCCCUUUAUUUGAAGUUGGUUCAGCUUUGGAAAGUUACUGUAAAUGCCUUCCUUGUAUUCUCAUCCCUAGUCAUCUGACUUUGGAAUUUGCACCAUAAUGUUUAAGUGAAGAUGCUGUAAAUAGGUUCAGAUUUUACUGUAUAUGGAUUUGGGGUGUUACAGUAGCCUUAUUCACCUUUUUAAUAAAAAUACACAUGAAAACAAGACAGAAAUGGCUUUUCUUACCCAGAUUGUGUACAUAGAGCAAUGUUGGUUUUUUAUAAAGUCUAAGCAAGAUGUUUUGUAUAAAAUCUGAAUUUUGCAAUGUAUUUAGCUACAGCUUGUUAAACGGCAGUGUCAUUCCCCUUUGCACUGUAAUGAGGAAAAAAAAUGGUAUAAAAGGUUGCCAAAUUGCUGCAUAUUUGUGCCGUAAUUAUGUACCAUGAAUAUUUAUUUAAAAUUUCGUUGUCCAAUUUGUAAGUAACACAGUAUUAUGCUUGAGUUAUAAAUAUUUUUUCUUUUCUUUGUUUUAUUUUGAUAGCCUGUCAUAGGUUUUUGAUCUGCUUUAGUUCCACAUUGCAGUUGGCCCCCCGAAAAUGAAAUCCGUGAAGUCACAUUCCAAAUCUGUUUCAAACUGAAUUUGUUCUUAAAAAAAUAAAAUACUUUUUUCCUAUGGAAAAA
Molecule: messenger RNA, 4684 nt
Organism: Eubalaena glacialis (North Atlantic right whale)
Lineage: Eukaryota; Metazoa; Chordata; Mammalia; Artiodactyla; Balaenidae
Gene: EFNB2
Product: ephrin B2
Exons: 5
Coding region: 353-1354 (333 amino acids)
Biological process (GO): ephrin receptor signaling pathway; axon guidance; blood vessel morphogenesis
Cellular component (GO): plasma membrane
Molecular function (GO): ephrin receptor binding
Source: RefSeq, a predicted model, not a curated record